GUUGCACACCUCGUGAGUCUUGUUUACCACUGGCUGAACAUGCACCACAACAUCAGGAACUAGCAUUAGCCACAUACAUGGUGGUGGACAUGUGUGUUUUAUUAACAGUAUAGUACGCAAAUUUCCCAUAUUUUGUUCCAUAGACGAGUUAUUAAAUCUAGUUAAGGAGGAAACCGAUGCCUUCGCAGCCAGAAUAAAGGAUGCUUUAUGUAUGUCAGUCCAUGGAGGGGACACGAGUGUAUUACCGUCGAGGCUGACAGCGUUGGCACCUAGAGGUAAUACGACAUCAGGAAGAACUAUGCCCACUAGGAGUCUCGGCGCUAGGAGACAGCUCACUGCAGAAUGAGUCCACACAGUGCUGCCAGAGUGGUGGUGGUUGGUGCUGGUCUAUCAGGCUUAUCUGCAGCUUCCACCCUGGUGAAAGCUGGAUUUCAGCACAUCCAAGUCCUGGAGGCUAUGGGCAGGCCCGGAGGCCGGGUCUACACCACAAAACCCUUUGGCCAGAAUGUAAUUGAGCUGGGGGCCAACUGGAUCCACGGUCAGGAGGCCAACCCUCUCUUCCUGCUAGCCCAGGAGCAGGGCCUGCUGCUGGAGGAGAGAGGCUCAGCCAGCAUCAUGUGCCUGCCAGGCUCUGUCACCCCUAGGGACUACUUCUUCCGGGAAAGCAGGCGACAGCUUCCGGUGGACGAGGUGGAGCAGGUGUGUUCCUUUUUCAGCGGGCUCACCUCCAGGGCCUUCGAAUCAGAGUUGGAGCCUAGGCACAGCAGUCAGAGCCUGGGGGGCUACCUGGACGAGGAGUUCGCCCAGUCACCCCUGGCGGCCUUGGAGGACGGCCCGAGGGUAUUUGAGUGGUGCAAGAGGAGCGAAUGCACGGAUGAGGCCAGCUCCUCCCUCUAUGAGGUGUCUGCCUCGCAGCUGGGUCACUAUGUGGCCUUGGAGGGGGGCUUCUUCAAUUCUCUGGGCCCCGGAGGCUAUCAGGCCCUAGCAGACACCCUCUUGGACAACCUUCCGCCUGGAGCCUUGCUGUGUGACAGGCCGGUACACAGCAUCCACUGGGCCCUGCAGGAGGAGAAGAACCACACCCGUCCAGUCAGAGUGCUGUGCCAGGGGGGCCAGUGCUUCAUGGCAGACCACGUCAUCGUGACCGUCCCUUUAGGCUUCCUGAAAGAGAAUGCAGUGGCCAUGUUUGAGCCAGCCCUCCCCAAGUCCAAGGCCGACGCCAUUGAGAGACUGGGCUUUGGCACGGUGGACAAGAUUUACCUGCGGUUCGAGGACAGGUUCUGGCCCCACGAUUGUGCCGGGAUCCAGCUGGUGUGGGACGCUGGGCCUGAGGAUGAGGAGGUAUACCAGCACUCUCAGUCAGAGGGUGGGGCCUGGAGAGACAUGUGGUAUAAGAAGAUCUGUGGCUUUGACACGGUGGCCCGCCAUCCCACAGUCCUCUGCGGCUGGAUCACAGGCCGGGAGGCCCAACACAUGGAGAGCCUGGACGAAAAGAUAGUGGGAGAGGUGUGUGUAAGAAUGCUUAGGUCCUUCACUGGCUGGUCAGUACCAGAGCCAGCCCAGGUCCUGAUGUCCAAGUGGGGGAGUGAGCGUUAUGUCCGUGGGUCAUAUACGUACCCCCCUCCAGGAGUGGACGCUGUGAGGGAACACACAGCCCUGGCAGCCCCUCUUCCUUUGCCCUGUGAGGCUGGAAACUCACAGGCAAAGCCUCUUCAGGUGCUGUUUGCUGGCGAGGCCACCCACGUGAACUUCUACACCACCACUCAUGGGGCCUACAUGACGGGCAUCAGAGAAGCACAAAGACUCAUUGACCAUUACUCCGAUAGUGAGCCCCGAUUCCUCUAACGAGUGAUACACAAAACGCCUCAUUUACUAAGAACUCUAGCUUGUCAGCAGGUUACUAAUACUGAUGAAAUGACCAUGAAUUGUUUUCGAUAUCUAGUAAGCAGCUGCUUGAAAUCAUUAGCCACUAUGAACGGCGCCACUAUGGAUUCAGCUGUGGACUUUGGUCACCAUCAUGCGAUUGUGUUAAAGUUGAAGUGCUUUGUAAUUGUAGUUGUAUGUCACAGUAUCAGUUCUUUCUUUUAGGGAUUGGUUAGCAUACUAAGAUUGCCUGACUCAUAAUGUAAUGACCUUUUUCCUUUUUUCGUGUAACUUGAAACUGUAGCUGUAAUUUUAAAUGACACCUUUUUUGUUGUUGACAAAUACAUUUUUUGUGGGAUGAAUAUAUUAAUUGGAUCCCAAUUAGAUACGCCACACUGCCAUUUGUUUUCACAUUAAAAUUUGAUGCACAUAUCAGUAUGAUUCAUUAUGAUUUGCUGAAGGUAUUGAAAACACAAACUGGGGAAUAGGGUCUUCUUUAUUGACUGUCAUUGUAGCAUUGCAAAUGAAGGAUCUUCAUAGAGAUGUAUUCAUCUGCUUAUCCAACAUAGCAAAAAACGAAAUACCCCAAUAGACAUCUCCAUUUGACAGUCAUAAUUUCAUUGAUAUGUUACACCUCAACAUGUAUAUUAUGAAACACAAAGUACCUACUAAUAAACUAAGCCCUUGUGGUCCUCUGAAGAUUGCAAA
Molecule: messenger RNA, 2571 nt
Organism: Oncorhynchus mykiss (rainbow trout)
Lineage: Eukaryota; Metazoa; Chordata; Actinopteri; Salmoniformes; Salmonidae
Product: spermine oxidase
Molecular function (GO): polyamine oxidase activity
Source: RefSeq, a predicted model, not a curated record